AUGUGCAUCUCCUCAUCACUUUCUCCUUUCAUAAGUGGAGUUCAGCCUCAUCCUUUUCACCAUAUUUUCCACUCUUCUAGAUCUACAACAAGCAAGAACCACAGGUUUUUUAUUCGUUCCUCUCUUUCCAUGGAUUCAACCAUGCCUGAAGUUGCCUAUGAUUACUCUCCCUUCCUUCGCAUUUACAAAGAUGGUCACAUAGAGAGACUCAGGGGCACCGACAUCGUCCCUUCUGGAUUGGAGCCCAAAACCAGCGUGCUGUCUAAAGAUGUUGUAUAUUCACCAGAAUUAAAUCUCUCUUCCAGACUUUACCUGCAAGAAAAGACCAACCCUAACCAAAAACUCCCUAUCCUAGUUUACUAUCAUGGUGGUGGCUUUUGCAUUGAAACUCCCUUCAACUUUCGUUACCAUAACCACCUGAACAAUUUAGUUGCGGAGUCUAAUGUAAUAGCAAUCUCUGUUGAUUAUAGAUUGGUUCCAGAGCACCCUCUUCCUAUUGCAUAUGAUGAUUCAUGGACAGCACUUAAAUGGGUUGCCUCCCAUGUUAAUGGAGAUGGCCCUGAAGAGUGGCUAAACUCUCAUGCUGAUUUCGGUCAGGUGUUUCUUGCUGGAGAUAGUGCUGGUGCUAACAUAGCACACCAAGUUGCUAUGAGGUACGGUCAAGAAAAAUUGUCUGGUAUUAACCUUUCAGGUGCUAUUUUAGUACAUCCAUAUUUUUGGGGCAAAGACCCUAUCGGUACCGAAGGUAAGGAUUUGGAAUUAAAAUCAAAGAUGGAUGCUAUGUGGCAUUUUGUAUGUCCUGCAUCAAGUGGGUUGGAUGACCCUUUGAUUAAUCCACUUGUUGAUCCAAAAUUGGAUAGCCUGGGCUGCACAAAGGUUCUGGUUAUUAUUGGUGGGAAGGAUAUCCUGAGGGAUAGAGGUUGGCACUAUCAUGAGAAGUUAAGUAAGGGUACUGGAUGGGCAGGUGUGGUGGAGAUUAUGGAGGGGAAAGACGAUGCGCAUGUCUUCUAUUUGGACGAUCCUACUUGCGAGAAUGCUGUGGCUUUGGUUAGAAGAAUCGCUUCUUUCAUCAACAAAGACAAGGCCUGA
Molecule: messenger RNA, 1089 nt
Organism: Dovyalis caffra
Lineage: Eukaryota; Viridiplantae; Streptophyta; Magnoliopsida; Malpighiales; Salicaceae
Source: the annotation of a GenBank genome assembly